AUGGGAUGUACAGCAGUUCAAAGACCCAAGCUAGGGUCCACAUUUGUGGAAGACCGGCAACGAAUAAACGCAGUCAACGAAAUCAAAGUCGACCCAGGAAUUUUUGUCAGUGAAAACAAGCAAAAAUUUCAAGAAGUCUAUCGCUUAGGUAAAAGGCUAAAAUUAAUGAACAAUGGAGAGGUCAGAAUUUGUUACCAUCGAGAUACUUCUGCUAAAAGAGCAGUUAAAAUACUGAGAAAAGAUUUCCUUAUGUAUCAAGACGAGUCAUUUGACUAUGAAAAUGAAAUUGAUAUAUUCAAAAGUUUAGAUCAUCCAAAUAUAGCAAGAAUGUAUGAGUUUUUUGAUGAUGAUAGGCAUAUUUAUAUCAGAAAAUAGAGAAUAAAUAGGAAAUAGUCAUAUUUAUUAGCCUUUUUACUAUAAAAAAAUAGGGGAUUACUAGUAGUUUAAAGCAGAAUCAUUUAGUUAAAUAUGAUUAUAUUGUUAUGGAAUAUUGCAGCGGAGGUGAACUAUUCCAAGAAAUCGCUAAACGUCAGAUGUUUACUGAAAUUCAUGCAGCACGCAUAAUGUAUCAGCUUUUGUCAGCAGUUUCUUAUCUUCACACUAAUAUGAUAUUUCAUAGAGAUAUUAGGCCAGAGAAUAUUCUUUUAGAAGAGAAAAACGAAAUUUUUAAUAUUUUUUAUUAAAUUAAUAAGGAAAUAUCAAAAUUCAAAGUUUAAUUAUUAAUUAUAAUCAAUAUAAAGCAACAUAUAAAACUCAUCGAUUUUGGAGCUUCAGUCCUUUCCCGAAAAAAUUACAAAAUGAUUAUCGAUCAAGAUAGCUUAAUUUACACAGACCCAGAAGCUUUAACAGGAGAAUACAAUGAAGCCUGCGACAUGUGAAGCUGCGGGAUAAUUGCUUAUAUUUUACUCUGUGGUCAUGCUCCACACAACAUGAAAUCAGUAUCUUCCCUUGAAAAUAUGGAUUUCGGGUACAACCAAGAGCCUUGGACACAUCUCUCAACUGAAUCCAAAGAUUUCGUCUCAAAAUUGCUAUGCCCUCCCUCAGGUCGAUUGGCAGCCAAAGAAGCCAUUUCUCAUUCCUGAGUCGCAAAUCGUGCUUACCCUUCCCUCCCAGGCCAAGAAAUCGUGACUGAAGUCCUCGAAAACUUGGCAAGUUACCACACAAAUAAUAAGCUUAAAGAUGCAGUUCAAACUUAUAUAACUAGCCAGUUAAUGACUUUAAAGGAUACAAGGGUGCUAAGAGAAGUGUUUAGAAGUUUAGAUAAAAAUGGUGAUGGAAAACUGUGUAAAAGCGAGUUGCUUGAAGCCUUUAUAUAAGAGGAUUAUUUGAAUAGGUGCUUAUUGGGAGAUUUAUAAAUAGGAAAUGAAAAAAUUAUAUUAAAUAGGUAUAACAGCACAAUGGGAGAAGCAUUCAAUGAAGAUGAUAUUGCAAAAAUUUUAAAUGUAAUCAGCGGCGGGAAUAAUGACUAUAUCAAUUAUACAGAAUUUCUAAAAGCGACACUAGAAUAGCGAAUAAAUAAAGUGGAUUAUUGGUCAGGCAAUGCAGCCUUGAGAACAUUUUAUUUAUAGCUGGCAAGGUUUUGCCAACCCAGAAAUGGAGAGCAAUGCUAAUUAAACAAUUCUGUAAUGUUUAGAGUCUAGCCCUAGUCCUUUUUUUGAGGAUUGGAUUUUACCUCUAGGAAAAUGAAGGUUCAGAGUUGGAAAGGGAAUGCCAAAUAGCGUCUACAGGAAAUGACUGCACCAUUCGUAAAUCUUCCUAGCGUGAAAUUGGGUGUUACACCCCAGGCUUUGAAUUUCCCUUUUUGCCGUAAUCAAGAAAUUCCAUUUUUUGGGAUUUUUGUGCAGACGACCUUUCGUUCAACCCAAACAGUAUACUGCAGGAAUUCAUAGCCUUCCCACUCAACAUUGGAGUCGACGAGGCAAGGAGGAGACAGAGACAUUGAACUCUACUUCACAGGCGCAAUGGCAUCAGGCGGUGAAAAAGAGAUAAGGUGUGCUCAAACCGCUUCUCGCUCUAUUAGUCAUCUUACUCGAAGAAAUUCUCUCUGUCGACGAUGCAAAGAGGGUGAAUACCCCUUGCGGGGAUCCUGGUGGCUGCAUUAGCAAUUGGCUGCAGCCAAACCUUUAAUAAAGUUAUGCUUAUGUUUAAGUUUAACACACUAGACCAGCGAAAAGUAAUGUCCCGAGACAACUUAAAAGGAGCCUUCGCUAUGUUCGAUAAAGAUGGAAACGGUACAAUCUGUGCAGACGAGCUAAGAAAAGUGUUAGAAGGUGGUCAUCAGAGUAAUGACGAGAUAUGGCACGAAAUUAUCCACCAGAUCGACCAAAACCGAGACGGGGAAAUUGACUUGCAGGAAUUCAGAGAUUUUGUCCUAUCUAAAACAUAA
Messenger RNA from Blepharisma stoltei, 2386 nucleotides. The record is from the annotation of a GenBank genome assembly. Lineage: Eukaryota; Ciliophora; Heterotrichea; Heterotrichida; Blepharismidae.